AUGACCCAAUUCAAUGCGCUUCUCCUAGAUAUUGAAGGCACUAUUACUAGUAUCUCUUUUGUCAAGGUUAAUUCAUUGUUUCUAUUCUAUUCUCAUAACUGUUGUUAACAUUUUUUUUCCUACAGGAUGAACUCUUCCCGUACGCAUUCGACAACGUGGAAAAGUAUCUGGAGGAGCACUACGAUGAGCCGGGCACUCAGAUCAUUCUGGAAGAUCUGAGACGCGUGGCACAGCAACAAGCGGAAAGCGAUGUGUCCGUUUUGUGAGUUCAAUCGAUCGACUGGCUGAUGCUCUCGCCUCUGUUUGCACAGCUUACAGCCCUGCCCUUUUCUGUAUCUAAUCGUUCGAUUUGCAGACGAAUUCGCGAGCCGAAACAGGAAUGCAUUGAAGACGUGACACGCAAUGUUCGCCACUGGAUCAAAAGAGACAAAAAAGUGAGAAAUUGGGAAUUUGAAAAAUAACGAAAACUUGUUUGCUAUUUUCCAGUUGACGCCGCUGAAGGCUCUCCAGGGACUCAUUUGGGAAGAAGCCUACCACCGCAGAGAAGUAAAGGGACAGUGAGUGGGAUAGUAUUCUUCAAAAAUACAUAAAAAUGUGUUCAGCAUAUAUCCAGACGUGCUGCCGAUCCUCCAACUGCUCAAGGAUCGCAACAUUCCCAUCUACAUCUACUCGUCGGGAUCCGUUCACGCCCAGAAACUGCUCUUCGCGCAUUCCGUCGAGGGAGACAUGACGAAGAUUCUGGAAGGAUAUUUCGAUACGAACAUUGGGUUGAAAGGCGAGAGCAACUCGUACAAAAAGAUCAGCGAGCAGAUCGGAAUCGCUCCGAAGGACAUCCUCUUCCUGACCGACGUCGAAUCAGAAGCGGAAGCGGCGACGAAGGCAGGACUUCAGACUCGUCUCGUGAUCCGUGAUGGAAAUGCGAGUUUGACGCAAGAGGCCAAGGACACCUACGGAACUAUCGAGGCACUUGACGAGAUUCUGUAAUUUUAUUAUAUUUUUCCAGUCAAUAAACAUUCCUAAUAGCUCAUUUUCUUCGUUGUCGCCAAAAAGAUUCUCGACUGAUCUCCCUGGUAUAUCUUCUCAUGACCAACUUUCAUGUCGCCGAAAAAAGAGAAAAGCCUUCAGAAUGAUAGCACGGUGUCUUCUGAGUCAAAGCAGUGCCUUCGUAGCUCACCGCGGUUUCUGCACGUCCCGCCCGUCUUCCAGCAUUAUUCAGAAAGUCAAAAAAUAUAUUCUUUCCGUAAGUAUCUUCGAUUUUAUGUAACGUUCAUUUCAAAUUAGAUUGAUUGCAGGAAGAUCGAGACAAUUUUGACGCGGAAAAAAUCCGAAAAGCACACGAAAGAGAUCAAAUCGAUGAAAAGGAAUGGACUCUGAUUUACAAAGAUAUAGGUGAGAAUUAGAAAAAGUCUGUCAUUUCCUUCUUCUGAAUCUUUCCAGGCGCUUCCCGUACAUUCUACAUGACUGCCGCCUUCCUUCCCUGUUUCUAGCCGGCGCCGUCGUUUUCGCCGUCGAUGUGUACACGAACAGCCCCGGAAAUCGAUUCGAUUUCGUGCAAAAACUAGUGGCGGAUGCAGAAGAACUAGGAACGCUCGUGGCCAUUCCGUCCGUCGCUUUGGCAGUCGUCAUCGGCGUCUUGAUACGGGUCCAGCAGCUGAGACUCAUCCGGAUAUAUCAGAACAAAAAGGACGUCGAACAGUUUAUAGCAAUCCGGUCCCGAGGAGUUAUCACUCAGUACAAGGUGAGCGCAUUCUGAGAACUACGAGUCAAUCGAUCGUUAGCAGGAACCAUUCCGUCGUGACGAAUCGACAGGAUUCUACUUUGCUGAGGAUCAGACGGACGGCGCGCGAGUCGUUCUUCAUUUUCUGUUCGGAAAUGUUCAGAUUGGAAACCAAAAGUUCAUAGUGAUGGACGAGAUGUUCCGAGCGAACAACUACAAAACGUACAUGCUGAACGAGACGAGCGUCCCUCCUAGGUUAUGA
Molecule: messenger RNA, 1979 nt
Organism: Caenorhabditis sp. 36 PRJEB53466
Lineage: Eukaryota; Metazoa; Nematoda; Chromadorea; Rhabditida; Rhabditidae
Source: the annotation of a GenBank genome assembly